Molecule: messenger RNA, 1919 nt
Organism: Strongylocentrotus purpuratus (purple sea urchin)
Lineage: Eukaryota; Metazoa; Echinodermata; Echinoidea; Camarodonta; Strongylocentrotidae
Exons: 6
Coding region: 26-1282 (418 amino acids)
Biological process (GO): netrin-activated signaling pathway
Cellular component (GO): membrane
Molecular function (GO): protein binding; netrin receptor activity
Source: RefSeq, a predicted model, not a curated record
AGAAGAAAAUUUCAAACCAAUCAAGAUGGAAUGUUGUAAGAGAAUUGGAGUUGAAGGUGGCAAACUUCAGCUAGAUUCCUUUGGGAUUGAACUUGUGAUUCCUCCCGGUGCAAUUGGCAGCGAAGCGCCGCAGGACAUUUCUCUUCGUGUCCUGACAGAUAUUCCUAAUCUUGGCAACAACAAAGAAGAGAUGUCAGUCUGCUUUGGUGUACAGUGUUUAGCCCCUGAUUACUUGGUCCUCAAGUUACCGGUGACGUACACAAUACCUCACUGUGCUGUGAUUACACGAUACUCCAGUGUGGAGGCAGUCUUGUACACGGGAGAGGGAGAAUACUCCCCCGACGCAGAAGUAAAGGAACAAAUUCCAUUAACACAGUCUGGAAUACCCAACUGCAACAUCGAGAAAGAUAUACUUACAUUGCAGAUGAAUCACUUCUCUUGGGCGUUCAUCCGAUUCAAGUUGAAGAAUGCCUUCUUUAAAGGGAAGCACAUGCAUUGCCUGCCAUUUGCUGAAAAGCAACUACCAGAGGAAAGAACUUCUGUCCUCUUACGUGCACAUCUCUAUGAUGGCAUGAAAGGGAGCAAGGAGUUGGUAUCCCAGGAAGAAGACAUAGUAGGUUUUGUUCGUAUUCAUCCUGUGGCAGAGGUUCUUAUCAAUAAGGCUGAAGUGGACGUCAUGAUGUCUUGUUUCAUAGACGGUGAUUCAAUUGGAGAUGCCACUAUCAAGUAUGACGAACUAUGGAGAGGACACCAUAGGAUGAAGUCGUUUGUAUUGGACCUGACAAGCCAGCCAGAUGAAAGAAUAAUAGUGACCCUGCAAGUAGGACAGACAGGACAAUCACUGGAAGAACUGCGUUGUAUAUUCAAGUUUACAACUCCUUGUAGAUCCACUAGUCUCCGAACUCUUUGCCCAGAACAACUGCAGGGUUCAUCAAGUUCACAGACACAGCAGACAUCACAUCAAAGUACAGAUGAAACUCCGGAGAACAUUUCAGGUAGAAAGGAAGACUUUGACGAAAAACUGGCCACUGUUGCUCGAAAAAUUGGAAGGCGUGAUGAGAUAGAUAAUCUCGGGAAGGCUCUCGGCUUCGAUCCAGAAGAUAUCCAACGUUAUGUCGACACAAACAUGAAGACUUCAGAAGUAUCAUUCAUGGGUACACUAUCAAUGCUUCGAAAGUGGAGAAAGAAGCAAACCAAGGCAACAGAGUGUGAAGCCCUGAAGCGUGCUCUAAAAGAGGCUGGUCAAAUUCGUCUCGCUGAUGAGCUAUUUGGUACUUCAUGAGAUGCGAAUUGUAUGCUUCGCUCUUGAGGACUACAUUGGUCCAACGAUAUAUAUAUUGCUUUUUGAGUUGUGUAGCUUAUAGUAGGAGACCAGCCUGUAGGUCCCGUGACCAAAUUCUGGGAACAAAGGUUUGAAAGUGUUUUUUGUGUUCCCUGAUGAAUACAAAAUUUAGUAAAUCACAGGGUCACGAUGGAAUUAGUGCUUUCCUUCUUAAACACGUCAUACACUUGAUCGCUUGUCCGUCUCAUUGUACAUUUGUAUAUGUCUAUUCCUGCCUUGAUAGGAUAGCACAUCGAAUUUAAAUAUAUCUUCCUUUUACUAGACACUGUUUAUAAAGAUCCAUUUUGUACAUGUAUAUCUAAUUUUAGUUUACUGUAUGUUAGGCAAAUUCUUUGUAGCUUGUACAAUAAAUUAUGUACAUGAAUUCAAAUGUUUGUUAAUCCUAUUGCUAUUGAAAUGAUAUUUUGUUUUGAAUAACUUUUUAAGCAUGUAAUAUAUUUUUGAUUGUUUUGAAAGAAUUGUCAACACAGCGUUAUUUUGCUUACAUUUUGUUUUCUUCCAAAAUAAAUAUAAAUAAAUGUACUACAAAUUGCUGCACUUUGAAGUGAAGUCAUCAGCAAUUGCAUUGGCUUCAAAG